Raphanus sativus (radish) is the source of this 1169-nucleotide messenger RNA. Its product is annotated as secretory carrier-associated membrane protein 4. Bases 127 to 924 code for a protein of 265 amino acids. Gene Ontology annotation, biological process: protein transport. NCBI's taxonomy places the organism in Eukaryota, Viridiplantae, Streptophyta, Magnoliopsida, Brassicales, Brassicaceae. The record is from RefSeq and is a predicted model, not a curated record. The transcript is spliced from 12 exons. Gene Ontology annotation, cellular component: trans-Golgi network membrane; recycling endosome membrane.
AAAGAGUGUCCAUUCAUACCAGUUUCCUACGCAGUCGGUUUGCUAUCUCUCUUUCUCUCUCUCUCUCUCUUUUCUUAUCGGAAGAGUAAGAUUCGAGUUCGUGAAUCUAGGGAUCUGCAACCAACAAUGAACCGUCACCACGAUCCCAACCCUUUCGAUGAGGAGGAAGAAGAAAUCGUCAAUCCCUUCUCUAAAGGCGGUGGACGGGUACCUGCUGCAUCUAGGCCAGCUGGAUUUGGUCAAAGCCUUGAUGCUACUGUUGAUAUUCCCUUGGAUAACAUGAAUGACUCUUCACAGAAACAGAGAAAGCUUGCUGACUGGGAAGCUGAGCUUAGGAAGAAAGAAAUGGAUAUUAAACGGAGAGAGGAUGCUAUUGCUAAAUCUGGUGUUCAGAUAGAUGAGAAGAACUGGCCCCCGUUUUUUCCAAUCAUACACCAUGACAUUGCUAAUGAGAUACCAGUUCAUGCUCAGAAGCUGCAGUAUCUGGCUUUUGCUAGUUGGUUAGGUAUCGUUUUGUGUCUGGUAUUCAAUGUGAUUGCAACCAUGGUCUGCUGGAUUAAAGGCGGAGGUGUAAAGAUCUUUUUCCUUGCCACGAUAUAUGCGCUGAUGGGAUGUCCACUUUCUUAUGUUGUAUGGUACAGGCCUCUCUACCGAGCCAUGAGGACUGACAGCGCUUUGAAGUUUGGUUGGUUUUUCUUCACCUACUUGAUUCAUAUUGGCUUCUGCAUCGUUGCUGCCAUUGCCCCACCGAUCUUUUUCCAUGGAAAAUCAUUAACGGGUGUGCUUGCAGCAAUUGAUGUCAUCUCAGACAGUGUAUUAGCCGGGAUCUUCUACUUUAUCGGCUUUGGUCUCUUCUGCUUGGAGUCACUUCUGAGUCUAUGGGUUCUUCAGAAAAUUUACCUCUACUUUAGGGGAAACAAGUAAAAAGAGAAGGAAGAGAGGAUGGUGGUAAUUUUUCCUUUCGGGUAAAAGGUUUGAAGUAUGUGCAUCUCGUAUGAAUAUAAUUACAUAUUACCAUUGUGUUGAGGUAAAUUCUUUAGUUACUAUAGUUGCAAGAGUGGUUGUUCAGCUAUUUCUUUAGUUUUCCUUUUCUGCAAUACCUUUAGUACCAGUGUCGUUCUCUGAACGUUUGGAAUUUUUUCUUGACUAAGUGAACUUUUGAAAGACAA